AUGAACGUACAUAAAUUGCGCAGGGUGCCAUUAGUUGCAAAAUGGCCCGUCACACCCUAUCGCAACGCAUCAACCAAAGCACCUCGACCCUCAAAGCCAAUUCCUAAAAGCUCCAAGCCAGUAGCCAUAAAACGGCGACAAACAAUUCCACCUCGCCAAACCCACCCAGCCCGACAAAACACUCAACCCGAGACCCCCAACGCUGAAACCACAGCGAAAAAGGGCCAUGGCAUCCCCCCCAGAGCCCUAACCUUCCUGGGAAUUUCAGCACUCACCAUCAGCACAUACUGCGGCUACCUAUACGCGUCCUACACGCGCGAAGUAGGCAAAGCGCAAACCCUCAACGUGCCCCGCGACGUCUCAGACCGGUACAACACAACAGCGGCAACCUUCGACGCAGACGUCGAGCUCUCAGAAAAGGCAAUGGGUCUCGGCAAGAAGCGACAGGACCUAGUCCGACAAGCGCGCGGACACGUCCUAGAAGUCAGCUGCGGCACUGGCCGCAAUCUGCCAUACUACGAGCUCGGCGAGCGGCGCGGGAUGGACGCCGAUGGCCGCGCUGCGGUUCUGGGUUGUCGCUCCGUUACUUUUAUCGAUCUUAGUCCGCAGAUGGUUGCUAUUGCGAAGGAGAAGUUCGAGAAGCUGCACCCUGCGGCUGUGGUCCCGGCGGUGUUCCGCGCUUGUGAUGCGGGGGCUGUUGAGCCGGCUGAUAUUGCGCGUUCUGGGGAGCCGGUUCACUUUGAUACUGUUGUGCAGACUAUGGGUCUUUGCUCGAUGCCGGAUCCUGUUGCUACGCUGAGACAUCUGGGGUCUGUUACGGAGCCCGGGGGUGGGCGCAUCUUGUUGCUUGAGCAUGGGCGUUCGCAUUAUGAUUGGGUUAAUCGGAUUUUGGAUAAUCUUGCUCCGGCUCAUGCGGAUCGACAUGGUUGUUGGUGGAAUCGGGAUAUUGGGGAGAUUGUGCGGGAGAGUGGGUUGGAGAUUGUGGAGGAGAAGCGUUGGCAUUUGGGGACGACGUGGCGGUAUGUGUUGAGACCGAAGGGGACUGAGAAGUCUCAGUCUUGA
Penicillium vulpinum is the source of this 1062-nucleotide messenger RNA. Its product is annotated as class I SAM-dependent methyltransferase. The record is from RefSeq and is a predicted model, not a curated record. Bases 1 to 1062 code for a protein of 353 amino acids. Lineage: Eukaryota; Fungi; Ascomycota; Eurotiomycetes; Eurotiales; Aspergillaceae. The transcript is spliced from 2 exons.